CAAGACUGAUUUGAAAACUUUAAUCUCUUGCUUACAAUUUUAGAUGUCUGUUGUACCAAACUCAGUGGAGGCUUUGAUCAUUCCUUUUCAGUUACUUUUGCCAACUUUGUACUGGAAUUUAAAAUGUUAGUGGAUCUCUAUUAUUCUGUCUUCGGCUCUAUUCUCCUCCAUAUGAUCUCUGAGUGACCUCAUCCUGCCUUUUGACCCCAGCUAUUUAUUACCUGCAUUCUGAUAUAAUUCUCAAAUCUUUAUAUUUAGCCCCAAAUUUUCAACUUACUUCCAGACCCUGUUUCUAACUGCUCAUUCAGGAUAUAAUUUCAGGUUGCAUGAUUUAAAAAUUAAACUCAUAUUUCCUCCUUAACAUGCUGCUUUCUCUUUUAUGCAUUUAUUUCUUCAUUUGUUGAGCAUCUACUAUGUUCCGAAUAUUGAGGAUACACUAGCAGACAAGUCAGACAUCAUUGCUGUCACUUCAUGGAGAAUGCAGACGAAUAGAAUGGGCCAUUACAAUACAGGGUAUUACAGGAGGUUUGUAGGGUGCUGUGGGGACACCCAGGGGGAGAGACUUAAGCCAGACUUGGGAUUAAGGAAGCUAAUGAGAAAUAGUGGUGUCUAAACUGAGGCCUGCAAGAUGAGGAAGGAAUAGUUAGACAAAGUAGUUAUACAAAAUUGGAAGGGAAGAACAGGGAAUGGGAGAAUAGAGUAUGAUUCAGGAGGGAACAACAUAUGUGAAGGCCAGAAGCAAGAGGGAAAAGGCCACUAAGGGAAGAGAAAUCAUUCCCUAUGGCAGAGCUAAAGUUACCAGACUAGCUUAGAUUCGCAGGACUAGUACUGGUAGGACUGAGAUUCAACCCAGGCUUUUAAAUUUGUGAUCAGGGGCUCUGGACCACACCACACUGUCUCCCCGUGUUUCCUUUCUCAGGGAUACCAGCAUCCAUUCAGUUUUCUCCAUAACAGUCACCUAGGAAGCAUCCUCUACUCCUUUAUCUUCCACAUCUAGUUGGUCAACAAAUCUUAUUGUUUCUCUCCUUUCAAUAACCAUUCUUUUCUCUUCAACCAAAUUAACUUAAUUCAAGCCCUCACCAAUCUCUUGCCUGUGCUGUGUUCUGAUUGGUCUCUCUGACUUUAAUGCUGCUGUUUUUCCUGUUGAUCCUUGACACCGCUGCCAAGGUCAUACUACCCAAAUGCAGAUCUGAUCAUUUCAACUUGAAUUCUUUCUCUGGCUUUUCACAGCUUAUAGGAUCAAGUCCAGAGUCCUUAGCACUGUUCCGAAAAUCUUUUCAAGCUUUCCAGUUAAUCUUUUGCCAUAUACAUAUGCAUUAAAUAACUCUAAAGAUAAUCAAGGAAGUGCAUAUUUUCCAAUCUGAAAUGUCCCACUCAUUCCCGUGGCUUAUGCCAAUGCUAAAACCUCUCCUAAAGAAUUCAAGAGUUAAAUAUAAGAAAACAAUAUUACUGCAUUUUGCUAUACUGUAUGCCAAACUUUGGAACAAAAAUACAGUUUCUCAUUUUAUAUUUAAGUAUUACCUGGAGCUUCUAAAAGUUAUAAAUGACUGGUCGACUCUAUUUAUUAAUAAAUCUCAUCCUCAGAAACCCAGGCUUCAGCGGGCUCUUAACCAUUUAAAGAUGCAACUUCUUGGGUAUAUAUGGAUGUAAUGAGGCCCUUAAUAAAUGAGCAGAAUUUUGAUGGGACAUCAGAUGAAGAGCAUGAGCAAGAGCUCCUUCCUGUUCAGAAGCAUUACCAGCUUGAUGAUCAAGAGGGUAUUUCAUUUGUGCAAACUCUUAUGCAUCUUCUUAAAGGAAAUAUUGGAACUGGCCUUUUAGGGCUUCCACUGGCAAUAAAAAAUGCAGGCAUAGUGCUUGGACCAAUCAGCCUUGUGUUUAUAGGAAUUAUUUCUGUUCACUGUAUGCACAUUUUGGUACGGUGCAGUCACUUUCUGUGUCAGAGGUUUAAAAAGUCAACAUUAGGUUAUAGUGACACUGUGAGUUUUGCUAUGGAAGUAAGUCCUUGGAGCUGUCUUCAGAAGCAAGCAGCGUGGGGACGGACUGUGGUUGACUUUUUUCUGGUGAUAACACAGCUGGGAUUCUGUAGUGUUUACAUUGUCUUCUUAGCUGAAAAUGUAAAACAAGUUCAUGAAGGAUUCCUGGAGAGUAAAGUGUUUCUUUUGAAUAGUACCAAUUCAUCAAACCCUUGUGAGAGAAGAAGUAUUGACCUAAGGAUAUAUAUGCUUUGCUUUCUUCCAUUCAUAAUUCUUUUGGUCUUCAUUCGUGAGCUAAAGAAUCUAUUUGUGCUUUCAUUCCUUGCCAACAUUUCCAUGGCUGUCAGCCUUGUGAUAAUUUAUCAGUAUGUCAUUAGGAAUAUGCCAGAUCCCCACAACCUUCCAAUAGUGGCUGGUUGGAAAAAAUACCCACUCUUUUUUGGUACUGCUGUGUUUGCUUUUGAAGGCAUAGGAGUGGUUCUUCCACUGGAAAAUCAAAUGAAAGAAUCAAAACGCUUCCCCCAAGCAUUGAAUAUUGGCAUGGGAAUUGUUACAACCUUGUAUGUAACAUUAGCUACCUUAGGAUAUAUGUGUUUCCGUGAUGAAAUCAAAGGCAGCAUAACAUUAAAUCUUCCCCAGGAUGUAUGGUUGUAUCAAUCAGUGAAAAUUCUAUAUUCCUUUGGCAUCUUUGUGACAUAUUCAAUUCAGUUCUAUGUUCCGGCAGAGAUCAUCAUCCCUGUGAUCACAUCCAAAUUUCAUGCUAAAUGGAAACAAAUCUGUGAAUUUGCGAUAAGGUCCUUCUUGGUUGCUAUUACGUGUGCCGGAGCAAUUCUGAUCCCGCGUCUGGAUGCUGUGAUUUCCUUGGUCGGGGCUGUGAGCAGCAGCACCCUGGCCCUGGUCCUGCCACCUUUCGUUGAGAUUCUUACGUUCUCUAAGGAACACUACAGCCUGUGGAUGGUCCUGAAAAAUACUUCCAUAGCAUUCACUGGACUUGUGGGAUUCUUCUUAGGUACAUAUGUAACUGUGGAAGAAAUUAUUUAUCCUACUCCCAAAGUUGGCGCACCACAAAACCCUUCUCUAAAUUUGAAUUCAUCCUGCUUUCCAUCUGGUUUGAAAUAGUGGAAGCAGAAUUAUGAGUCUUCUCCUUUUGUCUCGAUUCUGAAAAUGAUGAAAAUAAGAACUAGUAGAACAUAUUGCCAUGUGCUUAAAAAUAGAACCAAAUUCUCUUUUCUUUUGGCACAGUAAUGGUAUUUUAGUAGUAGACUGUAAUUCUUUACCGAUAGUGGUAAACUAUGACAGAUUAUUGGUUUUAACUAUUAGCAAUAAUUUCAAAAAAAUUAGUUUUGAAAAUUUUUUAAAUCAAAAUUAAGAAAUUAAAAUGUAGAAAAAUUAAAGAAUAAAAAGACUUCCACUAUUCUUCAUUCAAUCAGAAAUACUCUUAACGAAGAUUCUCUUUUAUACCCAUGCUCCUCUUUCCCCACCCAGUUGAGGGGAGAACAGGGUUCUAACAAUAAGAGAAUCAAAGAAGGACAUAGUUAACAAAAAUCUUCUCACUGUCUUGGUGAAUAUCAGAGUGUACUUUGUGUAUAAUGUAAAAAUGUCUUAAAUUGUGUUUUUACUAGAGAGCCAAAUACUUACAAUUCAUCCCUGGAAGGAUAGAAAACUCAUUAACCCUAAUGUAAGCAUCAGAAAUCCCUACAACCAGAAUUAUUCUACACUAUUCUCUGAUGGUAGUUGAUCUACACAAUGAAAACUGAGGCACUGUGUGAGAUCCUGACUUAGUGUCUCAGUCAAAUUUGAAAGAGACUUUAAGGGUUAUCCAACACAAUUCCCUUAUUUCUUACCUAAGGAAAUUCAUGCACAGAAAGGUUAACUAACUUGGUCAAGACCACUCAGCUUUGAGAUCAAGCAAGAGAACCUGAUCUUUUGACCCCCAGUCAGGAUUUUUUGUUUUUUACAUCACAUCCAGAAAAAGAAUAAAUUAUGUCCAGUUUA
Leptonychotes weddellii (Weddell seal) is the source of this 3968-nucleotide messenger RNA. The record is from RefSeq and is a predicted model, not a curated record. Lineage: Eukaryota; Metazoa; Chordata; Mammalia; Carnivora; Phocidae.